This is a messenger RNA of Danio aesculapii, 1871 nucleotides long. RefSeq lists its product as uncharacterized. The transcript has 11 exons. Gene Ontology annotation, cellular component: nucleoplasm; cytoplasm. Lineage: Eukaryota; Metazoa; Chordata; Actinopteri; Cypriniformes; Danionidae. The coding region runs from base 184 to 1620 and encodes 478 amino acids. Gene Ontology annotation, biological process: protein ubiquitination; positive regulation of DNA-templated transcription; ubiquitin-dependent protein catabolic process. Gene Ontology annotation, molecular function: ubiquitin protein ligase activity. The record is from RefSeq and is a predicted model, not a curated record.
ACCGGAAAAAAGCAAAAAUGGCUCCAUGGCGGUGUUUUCCAUUGUGACUUCGCUGUUUGCUGAAGUGGUUUUAAGGCAAGGAUUUGUGCUUUACGUUGAGGGAUGUUUUGUAAAGGUGCUCCUGGUCUGUCCGCUUUAGCCAAAGUAUAAACCCACAUUACGCUGUAUUUGAGAGGAGCAGUGAUGGACGAGAGACAGGGCAGCAGCAGUGAUGACCCCUUCUACAGUCCCCGGAUGGAGGCUGACCCUCCGGACUCCCUCAACAACGCCUGUUUACUGAAUGACAGCGAUUACCUGUUUGAAGAGCCUGGACUUUCUGACGAAUUGUCCAACACUUUUGUUCCUGAGACUCCUAGCCCUUUGACUCAUAGAAGAAAACGACAUCCCCAAAAAGACGAAGACAAAACUGUGGCAACAUCGACCUGUUCAUAUGGAAGAAAGUGGGAGAGACCGGAGCACACACCAGGAUACCUCAACACCACUCCAAGCUCACAGAGAACAAUGAAACGGCGCAAGCUGGAAAACUUUAACACUACUCAUUCCAGCAUCACCCCUCAAACAAACGGCUUUGUUCCGGCCUCUUCUCUGUUACCCUCUGAUUUCAAAUGGCUUGAGUCUCCACGUCCAGCAGCCUCCUCUGCAUCUUCCAAGCCCUCCUCCUCAGCAGGAUCUUCCACAAGUCCACUGGAUCAAACUGCUGAUCUGACAUAUUUAAAUGAGCUGCUAGCGACGGGUCGUGCUUCUAUGCAGAAGACAAUAAACACCAGCAACAGCAGGGAACAGAGACGCAAAAAGACCAGAACUAAAACCUCUAAAAGUUCAUCAGCACACUCGACUGCAUCCGCCAUAGAGGAUGAAGAUUUACUGCUGGAUUCAGCAAAGCAAAUUCAUGGACCAGCAAGUUCGCCAUCUUUCCUGAUACCAGAUGAUGUUGUCAUCAUAGAGGAUGAUGCUGCUGCUGAUGAUGUCAUGGUGGUUCGCUCUGUUCAGAUGGCUGAGGAUGAAGCAUACGCCAGAAGCCUACAGGAACAGUUUGACAUGGAGGAGCGAAUCGAGCAGCAGCAGAGACAGUCCAGUACAAACCACCACAACCAUAACCAUGUGGUUGACCCGUAUGUGGGUUUGGGCUGGAUCUCUCCGUGGGCCUCAAUGAUCAGCUCUUCAUCUUUCACACACAACCCGUCCGAGCUGUCAGAGCUGCAGCAGGUCAUCUUUGGAGAGCAGCCGCGCAGACAACAGGGCCGACGUCAACCAGGCCGAACUCGAGCUUCCCGCCACAGACCUGCUGCUCACCUGCAGAUGGACUUGUUUAAUGACAGCCAGGGAAAUAAUUAUGAGGCUCUGUUAGCGUUUGAGGAGCAGCAGGGUGCUGUAAUGGCCAAAAACACUCUGAGCAAGGCUGAGAUCGAGCGGCUGCCCAUCAAAACAUACGAUCCCACACACAGCGCAGGAAAGACGGACUGCCAGAUCUGUUUCAGCGAGUAUAAAGCGGGUGAACGGCUCCGGAUGCUGCCAUGUCUCCAUGAUUACCACGUCAAGUGCAUCGACCGCUGGUUAAAGGAAAAUGCCACUUGUCCGAUCUGCAGAGCGGAUGUAUCGGAGUGCGGUGGUUUUUCUUGAGCGCUCAGUUUCAGGACUGAUAUCUACCUCACAGUUGGUCGUGUUUUAAACAGUCUUAAUUUAAGUGUUAACUAACGCUUUUUAAAUGUCAUAUCGUCCCACUUAACCAGCGUAAACCACUGCCAAGUCAACAAUUUAUGUAUACAUUUUCUUUAAAAACAGACAGACGCUAUCAUAGCAGUGGCCACAAACACUGUUAGCAAUAGCGAAACUCGUAUUUGUUUUGACUUUGAAAUAAAAAAAUCACUACA